Molecule: messenger RNA, 3111 nt
Organism: Cyclocybe aegerita
Lineage: Eukaryota; Fungi; Basidiomycota; Agaricomycetes; Agaricales; Hemipholiotaceae
Source: the annotation of a GenBank genome assembly
AUGCCAGAGGUUCCUCUGGCAUGGGUCAUCGAGUGGAUUACGAGCAUCUUAGCCACUCGUAUGAGAGACGCGUCUGACAUUGCCGACUUCGCGGCAUCUGCCGUGUGCCAGAGGAUCCUCUGGCAUCGGACGUCGUCUUCGUGGAUUUCGAGCGGCGUAGCUGCUCGCAUACGCUGCCCUUCGCAAACGAACGCCCCGACACCGUCUUCCGCCAUGCCAGAGGGUCCUCUGGCAUGGAACAUCGUCUUUGUGGAUUUCGAGCGGCGUAGCUGCUCGCAUACGCUGCCCUUCGCAAACGAACGCCCGACACCGUCUUCCAUCGUGCCAGCUCUGGUUCUAUGCUCUGGAAGAAAGCUGCGCCGUUUAUUGGUGCCUGCAAUUCCUUCGGUCUCUUUCCCCAACGCUGUAUACCAUUUACACCACACCUGUCAAAGUUCGUCAACCGUCUUCAUCACUCCAGACAUCAUUGUCGGACUUUGGAUGGAGAUGGCCAGUGUGCCACCCCACCGAUGUUGUUCCCCGUCUUUCCACAACCACGACCGCUCUCCUCACCGAAAGAUGGAGCAGCUCCAACUAAAGUGUUUCUAUCCAGCUCAAAAGCCUCGUACAGUUGUUAUUCCUAACUGCAAAGAUGCAUGCGUUGCACAGCUGUUGGAGGAAAUCCACGGGAAGCUCAAACAGCGGAUCCCCGAAUUCAAGGUGGCCAUGGACGACCUCUCCCUCUACAAGGCGGAUCUCCCAUCGAACCCCUAUGAAGACCUGGAUGGCCGUGCACGCCAAUGGAUCCUUGAUCAUCAGAGCGACGAACUCCAUCCCCAGAUGGACAUUAACGAGCUCUUCCAGAGUCCGCCAUCUCAAGGCAUAACUCAUAUCUUGGUCGCCGAUCCCGAACUCCGGCAUGAGCUCGCCAUGCAACCCCGUUCCGUCCCCUUGGCCCCAGAGUACGAACAAUUGAUCAUGACCACGUCUGCUCGAGGCCAAGUUACACUCCAAGAUCUGGAGGACAACGGCAUCGUUGAGGAGAGCAGCCCGGAUUCGCGCAUUGUGGAGUUCCAGGGCAUGCUCGAAACCCCCCCUCGCUAUGAAGGCGUGGACUUGUUCAAAUACGUCGGGAGAUAUCUUCGAGACCUUCAAAAGACACCCUCCUCAAGCCCUCAGCCUCAGGUGGGCGUCGUCCCAGCCACUGAAGACCUCUGCGCACUCGGACGCAAGUUUAUUUCCACCCGUGCCCUUCCGUACUUUCCCUCAGUCCCCAACGACAGCACCAACUCGGACCCCAACGACAGCACCAACCCGGACCCCAACAACGGCACCGCCCCUAACGGGGGCUCUAAUGCCAGAGAGUGCAGUCUCCAAGAGAUCGCUCAUGUCCACCAUGUGCUAUUCUGCGAUUUUUCCCAAAAGCUGGGCGCGGGGGAGAAGGGCCACUAUGGCGAACUCCAAGCCUAUGCGGCGGUGUUCUCCCCUUUUGGAUACAGCUUGGCUGCCUUCAGGGCCUUCCAAAUUGGGUACCACAGGACCGACUGGCCGUUCAGUAUUUUCAUUAAAACCGGCCGCGUACUCUACUCCUACAAGCCCCGAAGCGAUUUUCAAUUCUCACCUGCUACUUUUCCCGUCUUCCUUGCAGAAAUCCAGUCGCAGACGAAUAUGAAGGACGACAACCGCAUGAAACUUCAAGCAGCGGCCCUUCUUAGAUUUGCAAACGGGUACUUGAAGAAGCACAAGGAGAACAAAACCUUCUUUCUCGUGACGGCGUACAUCAAUUCGAAGGGGAUUCUGGAACGAAGGAUUUUCUAUCAGGAUCAGGAUCAGGGGCCGAGCAUGAAGGUCAAAUACACCGCAGCUAAAGCCUUCGAACUCACCGAGAAGCCCAGUCACCUAUCGUUCCUCUGCGAGCUGUACAACCUCGCAUCGUGGGCGGCGAAGAAUGUUUUGGGCAAUAACGCCCAAGACGAAAAAGUUCAGAUACAGGCGCUCGACGAGGCGCUCAGCAAGAAGCCGCCCCUCGAGGGGUGGACGAGCACAAAAAAAACCUCCCGAAAGGCGCCGGAUGGUGGAUUCGAGGGAGAAGGGCGACCAACCCAGCGAGCGAGAGGCGCCGGAGGUGCUGGGGAUGAGUCCCAGCUUGCUGAGCAGCUGGAGGCUUUAGGAUACCAGGUGGAGCCUCUCGUCUUCGAGGACGCCUCUGGAGUGUGGGAGCGGUUGGACCAGCGACAGCCGUCUACAAUCAGGACUGUGUAUGAACAGUCAGACGUUGAGCGCACGAACCCCUUGAUCGCCAAACGAGCUCGCAAGUCGUCACAGGAGCUCGAGAUUCUACAGCACCUCCGAGCCCAGAGUUCACCAUCCCAGUACAUCGUCGCCCUCUUCCACCAUGUCGCUAUUGGCGAUACGACGUACCUUAUCUUCCCGAGCCUGGAGCCUAUCAGCGAAGAAUCUCUGCGCGGCGGCAGGAUCCAGCAGCCCUGCCAGAGCCUAGUUGCAGGCGUUGGGUACCUCCACAAGCAUGGAGUUGCCCAUCUCGAUCUGAAACCCGACAACCUCCUCUACGACGCCCGCACUAGGGAGCUGAAGAUCAUCGACUUCGACAUCGCCGUGCUAGUUGAGAACGAGGAGCAGGAGGUCGAAGGGUACCGCGGUACAAGAGGUUGGACAGCGCCCGAGGUGCGCGACGGACGGAGGUAUAGUGCCGUCCGGGCUGAUCGGUGGGCCUGCGGUCGCAUUCUCAAGUGGUUUCUUCGGUAUACAGGCAGCGGAACUGGCCGGGGCCUCUGGAAUCUUGCGUGUCAGCUGCUGGCGGAAAGCCCCCGCGAUCGACCGUCGCUCAUCGGGUGGUGUCAGGCUGAUUCUGGAGUGCUGGGCAAGACACCGAGAUGCGCCGGCUUCGACAACGCUGCAGCUGGUGGUGCUGGUGGUGCUGGCGGCAGCGUGCACGACGUCGCGGAUGUGGAGGUAGUUGUAACAUUCGUCGUAUGGGAGGAUAACGGCUUUGCCGUGGAGGGACUCGCCCGCGUGCUUAUUAGAGGAAAGGAGCAUGUUUGGAGUCUCUCAUAUGCCGUUCGCGAAGCGCUCGCGAGAGUCUACUUUUCCCAGGCAGAUCUGACGUACUGA